GGUACCUCCGGUUGAAACCGUCCCUCUUCAACAAGAACCCAAAUCUCCAGCAGGACGGGGGGAGCGUGGCACCCAGACCCCUUAUCGCGCGCCUCACCUCACCACAGACAAGCAGGCAAGAUGUUUUGGAAAAACAGGAUGAACUGUAACGUGGAGCUGCUCCUACUCAUCUGUACCCUGCAACUGGUCAGCUCACAAGAAGACAUGUCCUACGAGCACUUCCUGACACAGCUUCAUGCCUGCCCAAAAGAGUGCCGCUGUCCCCCCAGUUUCCCCCGCGUGGUGUACUGUGACCACAGGAACCUGAAGAGUAUCCCUGACAUCCCACCGUACACCUGGUACCUCUACCUCCAGAACAACCAGAUCGAAGUGCUGUCCGAAAAGGCCCUGCGGAAUGCCACCCAGGUCAGGUGGAUCAACCUGAAUCACAACAAGAUCACUGACCAGGGGGUGGAAGAGGGUGCGCUGAAGGCUCUUACCAGCCUGAUCCACCUCCAGAUCGAGGACAACCUCCUAACCACAAUCCCCAGCCCACUGCCUACAUCUCUGGAGCAGCUUAGACUCUCGAGAAACAAGAUCUCCAAAAUUCCCCCAGCGGUUUUCACUGGGAUGGACCACUUGGCUCUGUUGGACCUACAGGGCAAUAAGCUUGGGGAUGAAGCUGUGACAGACCAGAGUUUGAAGGGCCUGAGUAGCCUUGUCCAGGUCAACCUGGCUAAUAACAACCUGAAGACAAUGCCUCCAGGCUUGCCGGAAACCACUAUUCAGCUUUUCUUGGACAGUAAUGACAUUGACAAAAUACCCCCCGAAUACUUUAAGAGCCUGCCAAAGAUGGCCUUCCUUCGACUCAACUACAAUAAGCUGGGUAAUGGGGGCCUCCCCAAGAAUAUAUUCAACCUUUCCAGCAUUCUGGACCUGCAGUUGUCCCACAACCAGCUGACAGAAAUACCCCUGUUUCCAUUAAGCCUUGAGCACCUCCAUCUGGACCACAACAAAAUCAAGAGUGUGAAUGGAACUGAAAUCUGUCCUGUGCCCAUUGGCACAAUUGAAGAGGGUGUCAACGAGGGCAGACCUCGACUAAGCUACCUCCGCCUUGAUGGGAAUGAGAUCAAACCCCCCAUCUCAUGGGAUCUCAUGGUCUGCUUUCGAUUGCUUAGGGCCAUCGUGAUCUAAUGCCCUCUUCACUUCCACAUUGCGUCGUACCAGAGACAGAUUGGAACAUAGCAACAACAUUUUCUCUUGAAUCUCAGAACUGAAUAUUACAAAACGUCAUAGAACUUAGCAGACUGUAUGUAAACAAUGACAUGAGACAAUGAUGUGAUAUCAUCACUUUUUUAAUGUGGAUUCCAUUUGCAUUUUGUGGUCAGCACUACUGUUUAUUCACCACACAUUGUGCUUAACCAGUCACAGUAAUUUCAUAAGUACUCCAUGCUAUUAGAAUGGUGAUGAUGAUGUCACAGAAGAUUGGGCUUUUGCUCAUCUAAUUUGCAAUCCCUAACCAGACUAACAUCUUAAUUAUCUUUCAAUUUGCUGUUCUACCUAUUCCAUAUUUUAGUGUUCCUCUGUAUGUACUCUGUCUCAUAUGUAUGGGGAAAGUCAUGGAGGAUACUUUCACUUACAGUAAGUCCUGGGAAAUUCUCAGCCUGCCAUUCUUUAUAAGAAAUAAUGUAUUCUAUAUAAAAUGUCCUCUGUAUUUCAAAACUCAAAUCUCAAAAACAUUCUCAGAAGUGAUAAGACUCAUUGCAGCCAUCUGAAGCUAAGGUACCCAGGCAAAGAAGGCAUUAUGUUUGAUGGGUUUGUGCUGCUUAUGUGUUUUGAUAAUAUUGAUUAAAAAAACAAAAACAUUUAAAUCUGGUUCAGCUAUAUUUUGCCAGUAGUAAAUACAUGUUCCUGACACAUUAAA
Conger conger (European conger) is the source of this 1903-nucleotide messenger RNA. It is a transcript of the gene kera, whose product is annotated as keratocan. The transcript is spliced from 3 exons. The record is from RefSeq and is a predicted model, not a curated record. The coding region runs from base 121 to 1173 and encodes 350 amino acids. Gene Ontology annotation, molecular function: protein binding. Lineage: Eukaryota; Metazoa; Chordata; Actinopteri; Anguilliformes; Congridae.